AUGCCACAACUCAACCCUAACCCAUGAUUCUUCAUUAUACUACUAUCAUGACUUACCUUCACACUAAUCAUUCAACCUAAACUCCUAUCAUUCCCCCCCACUAACCCCCCUUCAAACAAAACCACAGCCCACACCAAAACCACCCCCUGAACCUGACCAUGAACCUAA
Messenger RNA from Apus apus (common swift), 168 nucleotides. The record is from the annotation of a RefSeq genome assembly. NCBI's taxonomy places the organism in Eukaryota, Metazoa, Chordata, Aves, Apodiformes, Apodidae.